GUGUUGUUGUUGUGUUGGGGGGGGCGGCGGCGCGAGGGCGCGAAAUCGCGACACCUCACUCUAAAAAAAUUAUCCCAGACCCUCAAGGCUUGUGCCAAGGGGCACGUGAUUUGCCGUACCGUACGGACCGAGGUCCGAGUGCAAUGGCCGGCGCCUCACGUCGGCAGCAAUCUAAAUGAUCAUUGCCACACGCUGAGCAGGUAA
Pelagomonas calceolata is the source of this 204-nucleotide messenger RNA. Lineage: Eukaryota; Pelagophyceae; Pelagomonadales; Pelagomonadaceae. The record is from the annotation of a GenBank genome assembly.